Molecule: messenger RNA, 1827 nt
Organism: Paramecium pentaurelia
Lineage: Eukaryota; Ciliophora; Oligohymenophorea; Peniculida; Parameciidae
Source: the annotation of a GenBank genome assembly
AUGCCAUAAUUUUUAUAAACUACAUAAAAUCUUGUCUUAAAAUUUCGUGAUGUUGCCAUAGAUCAACUAGACAUAUUUGGUCAACCUCCUAAUUUCAGAGUGUUGAAUAAAUAAAAAUAUAAUUCCAUGGUUGGAUUAAUAACUACUAUACUUAUUGGAGGUGUCACUCUAAUUUAUCUAACAAAUGAAUUAGUCACUAUGUUAGGCAAGGCCGAGCCUUCAGUUGUAUCCUCAGAAAUCUAAGUGUUUGAUACUUAAGUAUAGUAGAGUCAUUUUAAAUUAGACAUUCCCUUUGUUAAAUGAUAACUUUACCUUAGCCAUUUCUGCAACGAAUAGUGCAGGAAAUCAACUUAAUGGUUAGGGAAUAUAUUAUAAUAUUUCAAUCUUUCAUUGUAUUAGGAGCAGAAACAAAAAUGAGACAACCGGAUUAGUUGUGGUCACUGUAUAGUAAUUAUUUUAUCAAUAUCUUAUAAGAUGUUCACUUCUUCCAACAGAGACCUGUAAUAUGUCACAUUUUGUAACUGAAUAAUAAAAUGAUUAUUUUAGUAGAAUGAGAUUAGGUGCCAUGCAAUGUAUUAAUCGAGAGUAUCUUAAAUUAAAUCCACCAGUAAAUCUAAUUUCUUAAUUUACAAGCCAUUACAAGGACAAUUAAAUGCUAUGGUCUAUCAAUAUUUGAAAAUAUAAUUGACUGUUUGCCAUAACUCAACUGAAUAUUAAAAAUGUGCAUCUCCAGAAGAAAUCAAAUCAAUAUUAAUGUCAGGACAUUAUGUUGUUUAUACAAGUGAUUACUUAACGUAACUAAAUAACCCAAGCGAACCUUAUAAAUAAAUUAUUAAUAGUGAAUUUUCAGGUUUCUCUGUAUCAACAUCUAAAAUUAUAAAACAAUAUUUUAGAAUCAUAGAGACUACCAGUGAUGAUGGUUGGCUUUUGUAGAAUAUACAUGUUAAAGAAAAUCUCAAAUAAUAAGAAUGGAGAGAAACAACAGAGUUAUAUAAUGAAGAAUAUAUAGUAGAACAUUACAUAGCUUUAGAUUAUAGACAAACAAAUUAUAAUAGAAAUUAUGUUAAGAUAUAGACUGUUUUAAGUAGAUUAGGAGGGAUAUGGUAGAUAUUUAUAAUCAUAGUGGCUUCUAUAAUUAGACCUAUUGUUAAUACACUUAUGAAUUUGGAUAUAGCUAAUAAAGUUUUUAGGUUUUAAUUAUUAGAAGAUGAAAAGGAUCUUAAAACUAAAAACAAUAGUCAAAUGACUGAUACUAAAAUGAAUGAUGAUAAAAUUACAAUAUAUAAUUGGAAAUGUCAAAAUCAUAAAUUAUCAAGUAAUAUCAGUUCUAAAAUGUUCAUUUUAUUUGGAUGUAAAAAUUAAAAAAAAUUAUUAUUUAAUAAUGCUAAAAACUAAAUUAUGCAAAGUUUAGACAUCAUUAAUUUAAUUAAAAAACUAUAAGAAAUUGAUCUAAUUAAAUAGAUCAUAUUUACUAAAGAAUAAUAACUCCUAUUUAAUAUUAUACCAAAUCCUCUUAUCUAAUUGAAUAAUGACUUAGAAAAUAAUAAUUUAAAAAUUAAUAAUAUUGAUUUUAUUAAACAUAUUAAUUAAAUUUCCUAACACAAUAACAAAUACUAUACAUAUUUGGAAUCAUAUCAUAAAAUGAUUAAUACUAAAGAUAAGAAUCUUUUCGAUGAUAAAAUCAUUCAAUUAUUGGAUAAACAAACUCUAACUUUCUUUGAUAAAUAAAUUGGGUAAAUGAAUGUUUCAUAAAUCUCUAAAUCCCCUGCCUUUUUAGAAAGCAAAGAUGAAGACAUCAAUGAACCAAUACCAUUAUUACCGAAAUGA